UCUGCGCUCCGACGCUUGGAAGCCUCUGGAGUCUAAAUUUCCUCGCAUUUUACGCCCACCUUUUAAACCCUUCCCCACCGUGGAUUCGCUUUAGAGAUAGGUUGGGGGGCGGCGACAGAGACAGGGAAGACGAAGAAGAGCAGAGAUUGCGGAAGAGAUGGCAGUGAGCGUCGAGAUCCCGAGGGAGUACGGAUACGUGGUGCUGGUUGUGGUUCUUUACACCUUUCUCAACUUAUGGAUGAGCUUCCAAGUCGGCAAGGCCCGGAAGAAGUACAAGGUGUUUUAUCCCAACCUCUACGCGAUUGAAUCCGAGAACAAGGAUGCCAAGCCCUUCAAUUGCGUCCAGAGGGGGCAUCAGAACUCGCUGGAGGCGAUGCCGGUGUUCUUCGUGACGCUGUUGGUUGGCGGGGUUCAGCACCCUAUAAUCGCUGCUGGGCUGGGUGUCCUUUAUACGGUCGCCCGAUUCUUCUAUUUCAAGGGUUAUUCCACCGGAGUCCCAGAUAAUCGUCUCAAGAUUGGGGGAUUUAACUUCUUGGCGCUGUUCGGGCUCAUAAUCUGCACCGCUUCGUUUGGAAUCCAUCUGCUCAUCCGAGAAGUGCUGUGACGUGGGUGAGAUAGAUUUGGUCUGUGCUUUGGUUCGCUUUUUUUAGCUUGUGUUCAUGACCUCACCAUGGGCGAAAAUAAUGGAGGCUUGGCUAAACUAGGGGUGUUGCGAUCGGUUUUAAAGUAUUAGGGGACUGUAGAUUUCUUUGGCUUUGCUUUCUGCGUAUUGAAGUUAUGUUUCAAAAUAAAUUGCGGCCUUCCAUAAGAGCGGAUCAUUCGGAGUAAAAAAUUAUUGGCAGUCCUUGC
Messenger RNA from Elaeis guineensis (African oil palm), 849 nucleotides. RefSeq lists its product as uncharacterized. Gene Ontology annotation, molecular function: glutathione transferase activity; glutathione peroxidase activity. The record is from RefSeq and is a predicted model, not a curated record. Gene Ontology annotation, cellular component: endoplasmic reticulum; membrane; nuclear envelope. Lineage: Eukaryota; Viridiplantae; Streptophyta; Magnoliopsida; Arecales; Arecaceae.